Messenger RNA from Marchantia polymorpha subsp. ruderalis, 1579 nucleotides. The record is from the annotation of a GenBank genome assembly. NCBI's taxonomy places the organism in Eukaryota, Viridiplantae, Streptophyta, Marchantiopsida, Marchantiales, Marchantiaceae.
GACAUCACAAAUCACGCAAAGUAGUUCACGACACAAUAGUAUUCUCCUGAAUUGCUGUUUGUGGCUGCUGAUUCCACAUACAAUCCAAACUCCACAUAUAUUUGUAAAAUAAUGUUUUGUUAUGUUCAGUACUCAAGCUCUUAAUUAGUAGUAUACGUCAUGCUCGAUUUUCUGAGCUUAAAGGGCUGAACUUCGAUCAUUAUUUUGGCUCAGGUCGAACCACACGAUAAGCUCUUGUUUUCGCCAAAGCUUCGAAGUAUUGGAAGUAGCUCAACGAGUGUGAGGAGUUUGGCAUUCUUCUAACAUUCUUAUAGAAAAGGAGAUAAAAUUGUUGAUUUGCCGACAUCUAGACAUCGUCAGCGCUUACAUCUACAAGUUUUGAAAUGGAAACAAUGACCACGCGCUGCUCUUGGGCUGCUCCUCGGCAUCCAACUCGAGUUUGGGAAGUCCUCUUAAUUGCAGUUAUGACCUGCGUCUUCAGAACUGCGCAAGUGGCAACUGCUCAAAAUCCAUGGGAAGUAACGGAGUUUACGAGGGGUGCUCGCGCUACAUAUUACGGUGGAAACGACGCCUCCGGCACCUUAGGUGGUGCGUGCGGAUAUGGUAAUCUCUUCGAAAAUGGCUACGGGGUGGAGACGACGGCUCUGAGCACCGCGCUCUUCAACGAUGGGCUCACCUGCGGAGGCUGCUUUCAGAUACAAUGCAUAGCUUCCGAGAGCGACUGGUGCCUGGCGAAUGGAACCGUGAGCAUCACUGUCACCGCCACCAAUUUCUGCCCCCCGGGAUCCUUUGGAGGCUGGUGCGACCCUCCUCAGCCGCAUUUCGACCUCUCCUACCCCAUGUUCGCUACCCUCGCGCAGCCCGUCGGCGGAGUCAUUCCCGUCCAGUACAGGAGGGUGUCGUGCUUGAAACAAGGAGGGGUGCGCUUCCAAAUCAACGGGAAUAAUUGGUUUUUCCUGGUGCUGGUGAUGAAUGUGGCGGGGGCCGGAGACGUGCAGGCAGUGGCGAUUAAAGGGACGAGAUCCGAGUGGAUCUCCAUGCAACGAAACUGGGGUCAGAAUUGGGCAUCAGACGGACCCCCAGAACUCGUCGGCCAAGCUCUGAGCUUCCGUGUCACUCUGGGACUGACCAAAGAGACCUUGGACUUUAUCGAUGUGGCACCGGCAGAUUGGCAGUUCGGGCAAACUUUCGAAGACGAUUCAGGCCUCAACUUUAAAUAAUGCUUGCAUAUCAAAAUUCGACCCCUGGAUCCGAGCACUUUCUCGUGAAAGUCAUGCCUCAAGUCUCAAAUCAGAACUCAAGCAUGACUCGUUGAUGAUUUCCCUCUUAAGUUACUGUUUUAGGCAGCAAGGUAUGGAGCCUGAAUCUAGUAAGGCGACCAUAGUUUUAAUUUCUUUCAUAUUAGAUGCUACUAUCUAAGUACGAUGCUAAAGUUAUAGUCCAUCGCAAAAGGUUUUCAACUGCCGCAUGCAGAAUGGGGUGACUUUGUGAAAUACAAAGCGCAAUGCAGACAUUUGUAAAUGCAUGACUAGAAUAGAAAGAAGUUAAUAUUCACGAAUAAUUUUGGUCUAAUAUCAUC